AUGGUCGGAGACGCCAAGUAUGCUGAGAAGGUGUGUGCUGGGGCAGACACUGCCAAGCGGGGCUCGCAGCAGGGGCAGCCGGAGGUGCACAAAAGUUUGUUCCUCUCUGCAGAGUAUGAAGCUGCAAUGGACAGAAGGUUUGGGCUGGAACCAGGGACUGUCUUUCGGGGACUCAAAAAGGACCCCAUGGACUUUGAGUGGAGCUACUGGAUUGAAUGGGGAAGGGAACGUAUACUGUGGCUUCUGGCUGGUCACCUGCUGGUAUCGCAAGUGUCCAGGCUCUUGGCGGAGAAGUAUAAACCAUGGUGCUUAAUGGUUUAUGGAAUGGCUGCCUGCUGGUUGUUACUGGGAAUCAAGGGCUUUGCUGUCAUUUUGUUACAUGCAACUAUUUCAUUUGCUGUGGCUCAGUUUCAGCUGUCACUCCUGACAUGGUUGUGCUCCCUUAUCCUGCUAUCCACUUUACGCAUACCAGCUGUGGAAGAAGCUAAGAGAAAGUGGUACGACACAGAAAACGAGUAUUAUCUGCUGCUCUUCACAGUGUCUGUCCGCUGUCUCUUCUGCACUAGCUUCAGCUUGGAGUACUGCUGGCAUGGACCUGCCCAGAAGUCAUCCCACUCGUUCCUGUGGAUGCUGGCAUACGUGUUUUAUUAUCCCACGUUCCACAAUGGACCGCUUUUGAAUUUUGAUGAAUUCAGUAAGCAGAUGAGGAGACAAGAAGCCUUCAAUUUGAAGACCAAUCUCAGCAUCUUAAUCAUGGGCGUAAUUCGUGUUUUCUUUUGGUGGUGUCUGGCUGAGCUGAUGAUUCACCUCAUGUAUAUCCAUGCUCUCUACAGCAGUGCUGCACCUCUGGAAGCUGCAUCAUACUGGGCCUUGGGUGGCCUGGCUUUAGCUCAAGUACUAUUUUUUUAUGUGAUUGAUGGACUCAAACCUCCAGCUCUGCCUUGCUGUGUCAGCCUGAUGCAUAGUUUCACUAAAAUGUGGAGAAGUUUUGACGUUGGGCUACAUCGCUUUCUGGUCAGGUACAUUUAUGUUCCGAUGGGAGGAUCUCAGUCCAGUCUCCUGGGAAUGUUGUUUUCCACAGCCCUCACUUUUGCCUUUGUAAGCUAUUGGCAUGGAGGGCAAAGUUACCUGUGGUACUGGGGCGCACUUAAUUGGCUUGGAGUAAUUGUGGAAAAUGGCGUCAAGAGGAUACUUUCUAUGUCACUUAUUCAAGGCUUAAUUGAACGUUUCUUCUCACCAAGAAUUCGUCGUCGACUUCAUGCUGUUCUAGCAUCUGUUAGCACUUCGAUGUUGAUUUUAUCAAAUCUAAUAUUUCUUGGAGGAAAUCACGUUGGAAAAAUCUACUGGAACAGGAUCUUUAUGGAAGGCUGGCCAUGGGCGACACUGACUGUUCUCGGGUUCCUGUACUGCUACGCUCACGUUGGAAUUGAAUGGGAGCAAACGUACGCUGUGAAUUAG
Opisthocomus hoazin is the source of this 1458-nucleotide messenger RNA. The record is from RefSeq and is a predicted model, not a curated record. Lineage: Eukaryota; Metazoa; Chordata; Aves; Opisthocomiformes; Opisthocomidae.